AAUUGGACCAUAAGUAUACAAGUAACAAAUUAGGAAUCGCUUGUGCCUAAGGAUGAAAAGUUAAGGACCAUUUUGGUUAAGACCCUCAUGCUCUCUCCCCACCGAAAAGCUUAAAACCCAUCUCAAAAUCCCCUCGCCCAUUUAGCAAGACGGAAGACGAGCGAAGAAUAGCAAAACCCAAGAGAGAAGAAGAAGAAAGAUGAACACAGACAUUACCGCAUCGGCAAAGCCCGAAUACCCAGUUAUAGAUCGAAACCCUCCUUUCACUAAAACCGUUGCCAACUUCAACACUCUUGAUUACCUUCGCCUUACUACUAUCGCCGGCAUCUCUGUCACUGUCGGCUACCUCUCUGGAAUAAAGCCAGGGAUAAGGGGCCCAUCAAUGGUAACAGGAGGUUUAAUUGGGGUUAUGGGAGGAUUCAUGUACGCUUACCAGAAUUCAGCUGGAAGACUCAUGGGUUUUUUCCCCAAUGAAGGAGAGGUAGCUAAAUACAGGAAAUACUAAACUGUCUUUUUGUUUUGUUUUUGGAUUUUCUGGAUUUGUUUCUUGGUGGAGAAACCAUGUAAGAGGGGAGUUGCCCUUUCUGAUUUGAAUUUUUUUGAUGAAACUGAUUUCGAUGAAAUAAUCAGACUUUAGUUGCUGCCCUACUGUCACUUGCUUAUUGUAUUAUGAAUAAUUCUUCUUUUGGGUUGACUCUCUAAUUGGUUGCCUUUUCCAAAUA
This is a messenger RNA of Nicotiana tabacum (common tobacco), 722 nucleotides long. Lineage: Eukaryota; Viridiplantae; Streptophyta; Magnoliopsida; Solanales; Solanaceae. The record is from RefSeq and is a predicted model, not a curated record.